Eublepharis macularius is the source of this 927-nucleotide messenger RNA. RefSeq names its product olfactory receptor 10G6-like. NCBI's taxonomy places the organism in Eukaryota, Metazoa, Chordata, Lepidosauria, Squamata, Eublepharidae. Gene Ontology annotation, biological process: G protein-coupled receptor signaling pathway. Gene Ontology annotation, cellular component: membrane. The transcript has a single exon. Bases 1 to 927 code for a protein of 308 amino acids. Gene Ontology annotation, molecular function: olfactory receptor activity; G protein-coupled receptor activity. The record is from RefSeq and is a predicted model, not a curated record.
AUGGAGUGUCCAAAUCAAACAGCACCAACAGAAUUUAUCCUCGCUGGGUUGCAAUACCCCAAAGAACUGAAGGUUCCAUUGUUGCUCUUCUUGUUGUUUAUGUACAUAUUGACUCUCUCCGGAAACUCCCUGAUUCUCUGGGUGGUGGUGUCUAGCUCCCAGUUGCACAAGCCCAUGUACUGGUUCCUAUGUCAUUUGUCCAUCCUGGACAUGGCUUUCUCCUCUGUUGUGGUUCCCAAAGCCAUUGCCGGGUUUACCCCUGGUGGAAAAAUCAUUUCUUUGGGCGAAUGUAUGACUCAGUUAUUCCUGUUCCACUUCAUCGGAUGUGCAGAAAGUCUCCUUUACACCCUGAUGGCUUAUGACCGCUUCAUUGCUAUAUGCAAGCCCCUGCAGUACAGCAAUAUCAUGAAUUGGAGAACCUGCCUCAUCCUCUCCUUGGGUACAGUAAUUGGAGGCUGCUUGAACUCAAUGGCAGAGACAAUCCUCACUUUUCGCUUGCCCUUUGGCCAAAGAAACCUUGUGGACUACAUCUUCUGUGACAUCCCGGCUGUGCUGAAGUUGGCUUGUGCUGACACAAGACUCAAUGAGAUGGUGACCUUGGUUGACAUUGGCCUGGUGGCCAUGACCUGCUUCCUCCUCAUUCUGACCUCUUAUGUUUAUAUUGUGGCAGCCAUUUUGAGGAUCAAAAGCAGUGAAGGGCGUCGCCGGGCCUUCUCUACUUGCACAGCUCACAUUACAGUGGUGGGGAUAUAUUACAUACCUGUGGUUUUCCAUUAUCUGAGACCAGCUUCUCAGGACUCAAUGGAUGGGGUGGUAUGUAUGCUGUAUACCACUGUAACUCCAUUUCUGAAUCCUGUCAUAUACACACUUAGGAACAAGGACAUUAAGCUUGCUGUAGUGAAACAGUGGCGUAAAAGUCCAGCAUAA